CACGGUUAAUAAAAAUUAAAAAAGAUGAUGUCCACUUGGGCGCCAGGCUGCAUUGAGCAGUCUGGAACAAACGGCACUUGAAACCGUGCAGUUCCCUUUAGCUGCCAAGAUUGGCACCGCUGCUCCUUCUACUCACUCGACCAAAAUCACAAACGGAAACUGAAUGACCUGUACUCCUGGCUCUUCACUUCUUGUUGUGCCAAUUUUUCCUGGGCCUACAGGGAACUGGGCUCUGUCCUAGAGAAUUCUAGAUGUCUAGGUCCUGUAGGGUCCCAUGUGUCCAAGAUCAGCUAGCCGUAUCGUUACUUGGAGGUCGCAGGUGCAAAGAGGAUGUCAUACCUCAGGAACUUCUAUCACCAUUCACAAAGGACAUUCAGGAAAGCUAUGUGGGGGAAACACUUCGAACUUCAUUGGUCCAUUACAGGCUUCUACCGGAAACACGAUCCCUUGAAGACAUUGAUUCACCUCCAAAACGAGGGAAAAUACCAGAGGCUGUUGUCAGCCAGAUACGGGUGGCCAUGGCUCACCAGGCAGAAGACGAGAACAAUCAUGAAAUGCAGAUUCGUCGGCGAAUCUUUCUCCUGGAGAAAGCAGGGGAAAGCACAAUCUUCAGUGACCGUGAGGAUCAAGAGAAUUGGGGUAAGAUUUACAUUCCGUAUCCACUUCCUCGUCAUCAUCCCAUUGUCGCACUUCAUGUGGGUGUGCCGACUCUGCAAGCAGCGACAAUGCCUGGGCCCGGAAAAGAGCCUGCACGUGGAGCAGCAGCUACUGGAUCUUCUGCAGCCAAUGUGAUCCAUGCAAGGAAGGGUCCAGACCUUGUUCCAACCGUGCUAGCGGGCCGAAUUCGCUCGAAGAACCUUCAGUCAAAGCUGCUGCGAAAGCCCGAACGAUAUCUUCUCCUGGAUGAUAAGCCAUUGCAGCUAACGCUCUGCUCCUGUCCCUGCCACUACUCCUUCGCUUCCUGCCCUAGUCUCUGCGUCAACCCUGGCAAGAAUCCUGCCAACUGUUGGAUUAGGGGGACCCACUCCAAGGGUACCGGGGACCCACAGUCGGCAAUGUUGGUCCCAGGGGGAGGUGGCGGUCUAGGGGUUAGAAACCAGGGGCCAAGAGGAUCUGAUCUCCUGGGCAUCCAACGUCACCACACGUGGAAUUACCUUGGCCGGACAUCGGCAACGCAGAUCCAUGCUCAUCUUGAUCAUCAUCACCAUCACCAUCAUCACAGCCUGCGAGAUGCAGGCGUCCCAGGUGCCGAGUACAACAUAGUUCGCCUUGACAAGAGGCCCAAGCUAUCCCUGGCUCCUUUGGAUGUGCUUGCAGUCACUAAGCUGGCGAAUACAAGUGGGACAGCUGCAGCACAGCAUCAUGGCAAAGUAUCCGGGAUGCAUUCAACGGAGACAAGCGAGGGAUCAAAACACUCAAAAGCACUGCCUUCUCCUGUAUUCAGCCAUGUUGUGGGGGAGGAAGGAAAGGGAGGAAGAAGUUUAACAACACAGGAAGGACCUACUUUUUCUCCCUUGUAUAGCAGGUCCGAAUCGUGCCCAGUUUGACUCAAGGCGGCCACUUCCCUUCACAUUCAACAUGUUAUUGUUCCAAAGAUUCCAUGCUCCCAACCCUAUCAACCCCACACCCCUUAUCCUUCUCCUUUUUUUUUUUUUUUUUUUCUUUUUUUGACAACGGCCUGUGCAGAUCUGCUAGGGAAGGUGAUAAGAGCAGCCUUCCCUAGCAGCCUGCUGGUAGCCGCUCCAUCUAUUGGUGGGGAGCUUCACCUGCUGGAAAUCGGGUCGAGCGUCCCUUGAGUACACAAUUGAGUACAUAGUUAUCAUAACACCAUCGCAGCAAAGUAGGUUUUUCAGAGGGUGGAUUUUUUUAUCAAAACCGGUCGCGCGACAAAAAAUGUGUGAUCGCGGCCUACCGGUCCUUCGGCAGUUUCUACGUGGCGGGGGGGACCGGUGGUUUAACGGUGUACGUGGUUUAGCUAGCCUGACUGGUGGAGAGCUAAUGAUCUGUAGUACAAUGUCAAGUAAGCUCAAGUUCCGUUACGGCAAGCCGAAUGUUAGCGAGGCACUGAACUUCCCUUAAUUUUGUUCCGCGCUGUUAGCCUGAUGAUGAUCAAUAACAAAUUAGUGCAAACCCU
Messenger RNA from Chara braunii, 2134 nucleotides. The record is from the annotation of a GenBank genome assembly. Lineage: Eukaryota; Viridiplantae; Streptophyta; Charophyceae; Charales; Characeae.